AUGGUCAAGGAACAGUUUAAAGAUCUUGAUGUUGCAAAGAAAUUAAGCCAUGUUACCUUUGGAUUAUUUUCUUCUAAUGAUGUCCAAAGGCAGGCACAUAUUCGUGUUGUCAGUAAAAAUUUGUAUGGAGAAGAUACGCAACGAAGCCCAGUGUCCUAUGGCGUACUAGAUCGUCGUAUGGGUACCAGCUCUAAAAAUAAAUCGUGUGAAACAUGUAGGAAAGGAUUGGCCGAUUGUGUUGGACAUUAUGGAUAUCUUGAUUUAGCCCUCCCUGUCUUCCAUUGUGGUUUCUACAAAGCUACUAUAACCAUUUUACAAUGUAUAUGCAAGAAAUGCAGCAGAGUUUUAUUAUCGCCUGCAGAUUACGAUCAAAAUUUGCAAAUAGCCACACGCACUCGCCUUGGAUUGCAAUCUCGUAAAGCUUUACAAAAGAAAGUACACGAAAAAUGUCGUAAAAUGGCUGUAUGCCCUAGCUGUGGUGCUAUAAAUGGCAUUGUAAAGAAAGCUGGUUCAUUUAAAAUAAUUCACGAAAAGCACAGGCUGAACAAAAAAUUAUCUAGCAUUGCAAUUAGCCAAACUCAGGAUUUAUUGCAAGAUGCCGUAGAAAGCAAUAAAGAUCUUGAAAAUUUCGUCGCUAGCAAGUCACAAGAAAUAUUAAAUCCGUUAUUAGUACUGAAAUUAUUUAGUGGUAUGAGCGAUGAGGACUGCUUACUUGUUGGUAUGAAACCUAACAAUGGAAGGCCUGAAGAUCUCAUUAUAGAGCGAUUACUGGUUCCACCAUUAUGUAUCAGGCCAUCUGUUAUGACCGAUUCACAAAUGGGAAGUAAUGAGGAUGAUUUGACAAUGAAAUUGACUGAAAUUAUACUUAUAAGUGAUUAUAUUAACCGCUCUCGUCAAAAUGGAGCUAAAAUUCAGAUUUUAAUGGAACUAUGGGAUAACUUACAAAUACACGUUUCCCUUUACAUAAAUAGUGAAACUAGUGGUUUACCUUACGGAUCUCAGCCCAAUCGACCGAUUAGAGGUUUUUGCCAACGCCUGAAAGGUAAAUCUGGGCGCUUUCGCGGAAAUUUAUCUGGUAAAAGGGUUGAUUAUUCAACACGUACGGUUAUUUCACCUGAUCCUAAUUUGCGUAUAGACGAGGUCGCUAUACCUUAUCCGGUGGCAAUGACUUUAACAUAUCCGCAAAAGGUUUGUCGAGCUAACAUAAGAUUUCUAAAGAAAUUAAUUUUAAAUGGAGCUGAUAAGCAUCCAGGAGCUAAUUUUGUCAUGGAAGAAAAAACGAAGCUAAGAAAGUAUUUGAAGUACGGAAAUCGUGGAAAAAUUGCAAAAGAUUUGAAGGCUAAAAUUAUGCCUAAUCGCACAUUUCGAUUCAACGAAUGCGUCUGUACACCAUUUAAUGCGGAUUUUGAUGGCGAUGAGAUGAAUAUCCAUUUACCUCAAACAGAAGAAGCGAGGGCUGAAGCACUCGUACUUAUGCAGAGUAAAUCGAACAUGGUUACUCCUAGAAGCGGAGAGCCUCUAAUAGCCGCUAUUCAAGAUUUUAUAACAGGUGCUUACCUACUUACCCAAAAGGAUGUAUUCCUUGACCGAGCAAAGGUAUCCCAAUUUUGCUCCAGUAUGCUAGAUUCUCGUACUGCAAGUACUGAGAUAGAUUUACCGGUCCCAUCUAUCAUCAAGCCCGUUCAAUUGUGGACUGGUAAACAGGUUAUUAGUGCUUUACUAUCACCGCUUGACGUGGUAUUUGCUUUCUGUGUGUUAUUAGAUGUAGUAUUUCAUAAUGGUGAACACAUUUGCGGAGUGCUUGAUAAGAGUACUUUGGGCUCCGGCUCUCGAAGUAAUCGCGGAUUUUCUAUCGGAAUUAGUGAUGUAACGCCAGAAAUUAAUGUUAUUAAUGGUAAAAGAGAGCUAGUAAAGAAUGGGUAUGAUAAAUGUGAUCAGCAUAUUCAAGAUUUUAAAGAUGGUAGACUCCAUAAUCAACCUGGAUUUACAGCAGACGAAACUCUAGAAGCAGUUAUUUUAAGAGAACUAUCGGUUAUUAGAGAAGAUGCAGGUAAGAUAUGCUUGAAAGAAUUACAUCCUUCAAAUGCUCCUUUAACUAUGGCUCUGUGUGGUUCGAAGGGUUCAAACAUCAAUAUAUCACAGAUGAUAAGUUGUGUCGGCCAACAAGCCGUUAGUGGACGCAGAAUCCCGAACGGAUUUGAGAAUCGUGCUCUACCUUACUUUGAUAGAGAUUCCAAAGUUCCAGCUGCAAAAGGCUUCGUUGAAAAUAGUUUUUAUUCCGGACUAGAGCCUACUGAAUUUUUUUUUCAUACUAUGGCUGGACGUGAAGGUUUAGUGGAUACGGCUGUCAAAACGGCAGAAACAGGAUAUUUACAGAGACGACUAAUAAAGUCACUGGAAGACUUAGCUAUCCGAUAUGAUACCACAGUGCGUAACUCGGUGGGUGGAAUUGUACAGUUUAAGUAUGGGCAUGAUGGUCUCGAUCCGAGUUUAAUGGAAAGCAAAGAUCAGCCUAUAGAUUAUAAUCAUUUACUUUAUCAUAUAAAGGCUGUAUCAUACUUUCUUAGGAACUAUAUUAAUCGUAUAGCAUCAAAACAACCUCAAAAUCGAAAAUAUGGGCCUCAUACACCGAUUCUAGAUCAUCAUAUAACUGAAAUCCAAUUAAAGCAAUUUAUACAGUCUUGUGGUAACAAAUAUGUGAGAGCUAAAAUUGAACCCGGGACCGCUGUUGGCGCGAUUGCCGCACAAAGCAUAGGCGAACCUGGAACGCAAAUGACUUUGAAAACAUUUCACUUUGCUGGUGUUGCUGCCAUGAAUAUCCUUUGA
Molecule: messenger RNA, 2826 nt
Organism: Trichoplax adhaerens
Lineage: Eukaryota; Metazoa; Placozoa; Uniplacotomia; Trichoplacea; Trichoplacidae
Exons: 27
Coding region: 1-2826 (941 amino acids)
Biological process (GO): DNA-templated transcription
Molecular function (GO): DNA binding; DNA-directed RNA polymerase activity
Source: RefSeq, a predicted model, not a curated record